CAGCUGCUUCCCGUGGUGACCAUAUGAACCCGUUUCCAUGGAGACGAGGACUCAACUGCUACACGGAGCUAGCAAAACAAUUUCCCCCGCAGCUGCUCUACUUCUGCUUCUUCUUCUACGAUGAAUCCCAAAAACGCGGAGUUUCUCAAGGAUAACGAUCUUCAAGCAGUAAAAUCUGGGGUCAAAACAGGGUACCUCACUCUAGAUGGCCAUAUCUCCCAGAUUCCUGGUUUGUCCCCAACCAUCAGGACUAUUCCUGAAGAGAGGACUCGAGGGAGAAGGGCCGUCGUCCUGGAGAGUGAUUCUGCUUAUGUCAAGCUCGCAAAACAAGGAGGGCAUAAAGGACUUUUGUCCCAUGUAGAAGAAGUUACUUCUACAACAAAUUCAUAUAAACCUCCAGAUUGGUUCUCCUCUGAAUCAGGAGACAUCAGCCAACAAAGCAAGGAUGAGAAAAACCCAGGAGCCUUUCAGACAUCAGAACCCCCAUUUGGGUCUGAUAACAUGUCCACCUGGGAGAGGGAAAAUGUGAGUUCCACUGACAAAGAGAAGGAUGCUGAAGGGCUUUACAUCUGUACAGAAGAGCUGAAGGCCCAAACUGAGCAUCAGGAGUCCAACAAAUACAAGAGGAUAGUGUUUGACAAGAAGCCGGCGCCUGUUGACAUGUCCAAGCUCCUGAGUUUUGGUUACGCCGAAGCCAACAGCCCAGUCCAAUGAUGCAUUGAAUCUGGAGGUCUGCCAGAUGUAAAAACGGGAUGAACGGCUGCUGUCUUCUCUGACAUUUAUUUCCCAUCACCCACUGUAGCUGCAGUUCUUUGAGGGUAAAGGUUGUCGACUGAUCAGAAGCCUUUUUGCUGUUUGUCUUAUCUGCUUCCCUCUCUUAGUAAAGAUGCUGUCACGUUUAUCGUUGGAUUGUUCCUAUUUGCAGAAAAUCUCAAAUAAAGUUCUGGAAUUUUG
Molecule: messenger RNA, 954 nt
Organism: Oryzias melastigma (Indian medaka)
Lineage: Eukaryota; Metazoa; Chordata; Actinopteri; Beloniformes; Adrianichthyidae
Exons: 8
Coding region: 121-714 (197 amino acids)
Source: RefSeq, a predicted model, not a curated record